Messenger RNA from Cynoglossus semilaevis (tongue sole), 6410 nucleotides. It is a transcript of the gene slx4, whose product is annotated as SLX4 structure-specific endonuclease subunit homolog (S. cerevisiae). Gene Ontology annotation, biological process: DNA replication; DNA repair; resolution of meiotic recombination intermediates. Bases 1071 to 6200 code for a protein of 1709 amino acids. Gene Ontology annotation, molecular function: protein binding. The transcript is spliced from 14 exons. Gene Ontology annotation, cellular component: nucleus; Slx1-Slx4 complex. NCBI's taxonomy places the organism in Eukaryota, Metazoa, Chordata, Actinopteri, Pleuronectiformes, Cynoglossidae. The record is from RefSeq and is a predicted model, not a curated record.
UUACGACAUAGUGGAUUUCAAGCUGUAUUUUAAGCUCUUUUGAAAAAGCACACAAAAAGAGGUAAUAUUGAGGAAAGAUGGAGCAGCAGAUGAGAAACACAAAUAAAUGUUGCUUUCCUUUGAAGUUGUAAUGUCGAACAGUGCCAUUAGCCAAAACUGGCAAAAGUUCGCAGAACCUGGGCCAGAAUACUUAAAUAUUUAUAAAGACAUUUGAAGUCAGGUGCAGAAAAUGGGAACAGAGGACCCUCAGCUGGUCAGUCCAAAGAUGAGGUAUUUGGCUGGGUUAGAAGGCAGUUUGGUCGUGGAAGGACAUGACAAGCUGGGAUUGGACUGUGAUUCUGAAGAUAAAAAACAAAACAUGAAGAACAUGUAGGGGAAACAUUGAUUCUUAUUGGAUAGUGAAUAGUUGGAUAAGAAUACAAAAGUGCUCUUUUUGUCAUAGGGAUGAUGCCCUUCACUGAAGGAUCACAGACAACCAAAAGAACCAUCUCCACAGUGAAACAGGGACAUGGAAGAAUGCUAUGAGGCAGUUGGACAGACACCUGCGGACUGAGAGAGCAGCUGCAAACAUCUGGCCAGCUCUGUAGGUAUUUAUUUACCCAUGGACUAAUGUGAAUUUAAAUGACAUUUAUCUUAAAAUCCUAAUGUAUUUCCUAACUUAUUUUACAUACGUUUCUACAAAUAAUCAUUAGUGAGCUGAGAGUAGUGAGUUGGAUAGCGGUUGUAGUACAUUUGCGCACCCGCUGAACUGUGUAAGUUUAGUCACGUGAUCUCUUAACGAACCACUCAACGGAGCGCUCGUUACCAUGUGACCGGAAACACAAAUUAAUUCCGGUGGUGGACGUUUUGAAAGUAUAUCUCACUUCUUCGUCUCUUGCCAGUUUUAUUCUCAGACAUAGCACUUAAUACGGUUGCAUUUAUGCAACACAUGACCAUCACGGGACCAGGCUCACCAAGUAAUGGCAAAGAGGCGGAAAGAUAAAGCCGGGGAGAUGCACAAAUCUAAGUUGAAGCGUUACCGACGACGACAUGCUGAGCAGUUUCGUUAAUACAAGGACAAAUAAACCAUCAUGGAUGACUCAGACCAGGAUUUUGUAGAUCUCUGCUCAAAGUUGCUGAAGCGAGUCCGCAGGAACCCCGGUGACAUCAAGCCACCGCGGAAAGCAAAGAAUCAGCUCUCUGGUCAGACUAGCGGUGGUGGGAAAAGAUGUGAAAAAAAUAGGAAAUGUGACUCUGGUUUAAAUGUCAUUGGGACCCAGUGUGUGGACAGUGGAACUAUCCAACGGACUGUCUCCCCAACAGCCAAUGGGGAGACAGCAUGUGAUAGAGAUGGUGAAUCUUCAGUCCUUGCAGUAGCAAGACCUGCAGCUGACAGAGGGUUGACAGCAAAAGACAAAGUUCUCCUAAGAAUGCAAGAAUUCAGGAAGCAACGUCCCCCGAAAAUGAAACACAACAGUGAACAUCAGUCGCAAAGACGAGAAGGCUGCAGCUCCCAGGUCACAGAUAGUGAUGAGGCACUGGCCUUAAAGCUACAGCAGGAGCUGGACAGGGAGGCAGCAGAUCUUGGAGACGGAGGUCUUUUCAUUUGUCAGAUUUGCCACAGAGAUGUGUCUCAUAUGACCCCUGAGGGACGGACACAGCAUCUGAACAGGUGUUUAGAUGGGUGUGAAAACAACACCCAAGCCUCACGACCUCCCCCUGGUGUCCUUGAUUGUCCCGUCUGUGGUAAGAAGUUCAAGUCCCAGAAGAGUCGUUCCACACACCUGAAACGCUGCUCUUCGGAUAUGGGUGUGUCUCCGGCUGUGUUGCUGCAAGCGUUGCAGAGGCAGGCUCAGGAAGUGCAAGACGUUCCCGUUGUCAACACAGAUACACAGAGCAAAGGCACUAAAAGGAAAGGCUCCUCAAAGCCAGGCCUUCAGGUGAAGAAGAAACCCAAGAAGACGACAGACCCCCUGGAUGAGGACACCAUGGUGGCUCUGGCUCUCUCCUCCUCCCUGUUGGAGCAGGAGACGAAGACACACGGGGAAGCAGAAACAGAGACUGCAGCCUCUCGUGCCUCCAUGACUUCAGGACUGAAGUGGCGACCCGAUGCAGAUAAAGGACGCAGUAGGAAGAGAAAGGGAGUCAGCCCUAGACCUCCUCCUCUGCUCCUUGUUGCGGAUGCUGAAGCGGCCCUUUUGAGACUGCAGGAACGUGUCUCCGCUAUCCUCCUACGCAGCAGGUCCCCCUCUCCUCCCACUCCUACCCGCUGCCCCACUGGUCUUUCUGGCUUGAGCAGUGUUGCCUCCCUGUGGCAGAAAAGUGCACUGCAGAUCUGCACAUCCAUCUGUGAUUCAAAUUUCUACACCCCUGAGCUCAGUGAGUUCAUCACACCUUGGAAAACAGAAGAGAUUAAAGCAGACUCAUCCAGCGUCAGCUCAGAUCCUUCUCUCCCACCAGCGAGUGAAAGUGUUAAAGCUACGCUAACAGAUACCACUCAGUCCAUGCAGCCAUCUACCUCUCAGACAGCAGCCUGCUCCUCAACUCCUUCCACUCCCGGGACAGGGCAGCUGCCAGUGGGCAGCCAGGCCCUGCGGGACCUGAUGGAGCUGGCUGAAGACGGCAUGACACUGACACAAUGUGGAUACACCUCUAGUGGUUUCAAUAAAGACAAAUCAAGCAUCGACAAACAGUCCGAAAUUCUUCAUCUCAGUGGCUUUGUUCCUGAGGAGGCAGAGGAGCAGGCUCAGCUGUGUGUGAGUGGCUUCCUGCGAGAAACAGCAGACAGGCGUUCAGAGGAUGAUCACAGCCCAGCCCGAAGAAAAUCUGUUCAACUGCAGAGAGAUGAAGAGAAAGGCAGCCAUCGAUCAGCAGCCGUCUCCCGGCUGACAUCUGACCUGAGCUGCAUGGUGAACAACCCUCAGCUCAGUGAUGUGCAGCUCCAGGUGGACUGUGGAGAGGUCUUCUUCGCCCAUUCCUUCAUGAUUUACGCUCGAUGCCCCCUGCUGGCAGAAAUGGUACAUGAAAGUGGAUUUCUGGUGCGGGAGGAAGGAGGGCCGGCUGCUCACAGAGUGUUAAUGAAUGACGUCCCAGGACAGGCAGUGUUUACUCUGCUGCAGUACCUUUACACUGCUAAGUGCUCCUUCCCAGCCUCACUGCAGCCUCACAUGCUUGAACUGGCUUCCAGGUUUGAUUUGCUAGAUCUGCAGCAGCUUUGUGAACGUCAAAGAGAGGAGGCACUGUUUCCAGGAGGUGAGGAUGACUACACACACCCAGAGGAGAACGGCCAUGAGCACGCAGACCAAGCCUUCGAAGAACUCCUUCGCUCCAUGUGGAAUGAAGAGGAUGAGGGUGACGAGGAUGUGGUUUCUGAUAAAGGGAAGGAGGAGGAGAGAUGGAUGAUAGAAGAUCAUCAAAGUGAUGAUGUUACUUCUGCUGAGGCUGAGAUCUGUGAGGAACAAGUGAAUGAAGAAGAGCUGGAGGAGAUUUAUGAAUUUGCUGCCACUCAGAGAAAGAGGGAGGAAGAGGAGGAGGAGGAGGAGGAAGAGGAAAAGGAUAAGGUCAGUGACAAAGUGUUUACAAAACAGACAGAACCCAACACAAAUAACUCUCUGGAUCUGAGCUACAACAGACUCUUCUCAGAAACGUUUGGACUCUGUGAAAAAGACGACAGUUUAUCCCCAACCUCUGCACCAUUAAAGACAAAAACUCCAAAAGAAACUAUACUUCAGUCCUCACCCAGCAUUGUUGAUAAUGUCUCACUCAGCCCAUCACCCAGUACGUCCAAACUGCCCGUUCCAGGGGUCUCCCCUUAUCAGGUGACAGACUGUAGCGGUGAAAGAAACAAUGAAAUUGGUGCUGAAGUCAGUGAACGACGUUAUUCUCCAAAACAAGAAAUCAUAAGUCGUGGCGAUAGUUAUAUGUUUCAUUCUCCAACCAAACAGAAGAGCCCUGAGGUCAUAGUUCUGUCCGACUCAGAUGAAGAAAUGGAGGAAGAAGUCACAGUUCCUACUUCCUGUGUGUUUGUGUCUGUUACAAAGCAACCAAGCUGCAUCCAGGUUGACCCCCAGUCCAGCCCAAAACCCAGUGAACCCACACCACGGAAAACGGUUUCCACUAGUGCAGAGGUUUGUUCAAGUAAUGUCGAUGGUGACCAUGGAGGUGCAGAACGUGAACCAAGUCUGGUAGACUGUUCUCUAGAGGUUUCCUGGCUGAUCCCAUCCACACCACUGCAACACGAGAGAUCCACGAAGACUGACUCCAGCAGGAGCAGCUCCACCCAGACCAACAGCAGCAUGUGCAGGACGCAGCUGUUCCCCAGAGGUGACCGUUCUUCAGUUUCUUCUCCGUUCUCCUCUCCUGCUUUUCCUUCCAACUGUCUCCACAGCUCAAGCAGAGAAACCAGACUUUCUGCCCACACUGGCCAAUCAGCGAGCAGCAUUUCCAGGCUCAAACAAGCAGAGAUUGUCUCUCGUAGCUCUGCCUCGGAUUCCAACAUUACUCUGCAGAAAGCUUGUUCUGAUAAUAACAGAGGAGUUUCACAACACCAGCGUAAGUUUUCACUCCUUUGUCAGCCUAGCCCUACCAUUUUAAACCAGGAUACAGCGCAGCAGGCUCAGAAACAGCCCUACAGUAGCACCCCCCUGCAUACUGAGGUCCAACAUCUGCCUGUCCUUCUUGCUGCUUCUCCACUCACUAUCAAUGUUCAAAAGCUAAGUCCAUCCAGGCAAGAAAAAUAUGGAGAAACUUCAGAGACAACUGAGAUAGGAAGCUUUCAUCUGUCACCCUUGUCAAACCCUUCAGAUCCCCUCACUCCGUCGUCUCACGAAGGUCUUCAUGCUCCACGGGACCAGAACCGAAGUUCCAGUGAAAGUUGUUCUGUAGAGGACAGAGAGUUCAACCAAAGUGGAGGAAAUGAGAAAGAAAAGAGUGAAACAGAGUGUGAAAAUAAAGACACAGAAAAUGAAAGUAACAAAGAAACUGGAGCACCUGAGGACGAAGAAUGCAGUUUUCGACAGAGCUUCAUGGAUGAGCCCCCUAUAGCCUUCAAUGAUUCUUGGGGCCUCGGUGCUUGCACUGAAGCCAACCCUGGCUGCUUCAGCCUGAGGCUGGAGGACAGUGAGGGGUCCAGCCACCAGGAGCACAGUACAGGUCAGAGAGAAACCGCUGCGUCUUCGUCCAUUGAUCGUCCAUCUCCACCAAACUGCGGCACUAAGAUUGACUCCUCCCCAUUUGUAGCCCAGUGUGCACAACCUGACACCAGCAGACGGGCUCACAGAAGCCCCUCCUGUGGUUCAUCACCACUAGACCUGAACAGCAGCCUAAUGGACCCCAAAGCAUGGGACAGCUGGAGGGAUGAGGGUGAGGAGGAGGAGGAAGCUCUUCCUCUGUCUCAAAGACUGAAGCCAUCAGUUCAGUUCAGAACCCCAGUGUCAUCCAAAAAUAAAAGACCAAAGUCCAAGGUGCCCAUCACUCCCAUGGCACACUACUCUGACAUGGACACCCCCGAGCUCAAGAACAAACUCAACCGAUUUGGCGUUCGUCCUUUACCCAAGCGCCAGAUGAUCCUCAAACUGAAGGAGAUCCACCAGUAUACACACCAGCUGGUGAGCUCAGACUCUGAAGAUGAGGCAGCCUGUGUAGGUCAAACCGUUCAAGUGAAGACCACUUCAGCUCUUGCCGCGAGCAGGCCAGUGACCUGCGGUCAGAAGGUGAAGUUUAAAGAGCCUAGAGCACCUGCUGCUGUCUCCCCUGUGAAACACAGAGGAGCAGAGGAGGAAGGAGAGCUGCUGUCUGCCUCCCAGGGCUCCAACACCUCUUCAACAGCUGCCAGUGAGGAGUCUGAAAGGUCCAACCCAGAGUUGUGCCCGUCUUCUGAUGGAGACUCAGACAGUGAUGGAGGGGUCUCAGCCUCCCAGGCUGCUUCUAAACUACAGAGCCGCCUCCAGGCUGUGCGCUCCUUCAUCCUGGCAGACUCUGAGCUGUACAACCAGAUCCUCCAGUACCAGCCCCUGGUUCUGUCUCAACUCCAAGGGCGUCUCAAAGAGGCUGGGAUUCGCCUGGGUGCAGCCAAGCUGGUGGACUACCUGGACUCUCUGUGCAUCACUUUCACCACAGCCAAACCGGGCCAUGCUGCUCCCGGCCGCGGCCGCAGGAAGAAGGCAAAGGUAGGGGUUGAAAAAGGAAGGGGCAGAAAAAAAGCAGUUUCGUCUGCACUUUAAAAGACGGUUUUAAUUCAGUGUUUAAAUGUGGAGUAAAAUGAAUUUCUGAGAAGUGAACCUUUUAAUAAUAAUGAAGAGUAAAAAAGAGUUUGUGUAGCUUUUACCUUAAACCAUUGUUUGAAAUCGUAAAAUGUGUUUUUUCCAUACACCUAUCGAGUAGAUUGUUUUAAAUGCUGAACUCUGACUGAAAAUAAAAUGGUCAAAGUUGAA